This is a messenger RNA of Durusdinium trenchii, 2460 nucleotides long. The record is from the annotation of a GenBank genome assembly. NCBI's taxonomy places the organism in Eukaryota, Dinophyceae, Suessiales, Symbiodiniaceae.
AUGGCGCCGCCGGUGCUGUUGGUGGUGGGUCCCCCCGCGUCGGGGAAGACGUCGCUGCUGCAGCGGUUCCUACACGACUCCUGUGAAGAUGAUCCGAAGCCAAGCAUCGGAAUGCAGACAGGGAUGUUCUUCCACCUGGACCCGGAGGACGCCAUCUUCGCCGAGCUCCGGGAGCUGCUGCCCAGCCACGGCGUCACCUUUGAGCUGAUGGAAAUCGGAGGACGGGAACCUGUCCAUAGAGAGAUGCCAAGAGGACGCUAUGUUUGUGGUCUGAUGUUGUGCUAUGAUUGCAGGGACCGGACGUCGUUCUUGCGGCUGAAGCACGUGCUCUGCCGGCACCGGAUGGACCGACACAUGGAGAUCUCGUGCAGCUCGGUGAGUGCCGUGGGGGAGUUGGCGGCGGUGCUCUGUGCCACGAAGACCGAUCUGGGCGCAUCGGCGGUCACCCAGGCUCCCGCCUAUCUCACGCCGCACGAGGGUCUUGGGCGUGAGAUCCGGCUUUCGAUACUUGGUCCGGUGGGAACUCCGAGAGCGCUGCUGAAAGAGCGUUUGGCCAAGCUCCAACCGCUUCCGCUGCGCUUGGGCACUGGCUCGUUAGAGAGGAUCGGGCUCCGCGUAAGCCAGUUCACGGGCUGGACUGCUGCUUCCGGCUUUCUCGUGGAGGGUCUCCAGUUUGUCCAGUGGCUUCAGGCCGAGUUUGGGUUGAACCGCAACCAUCGCAUCUACGCCCUCGUUCCGCCGAAGCGCUUCGGACACUUCUUGCACGAGCUUGAGGAACCGGAUGCUGACAACCACGACCUCAUCGCCGCUCGCAAACCCUUGAGCCAUGGAAGGUCCUGGCUUGCCGUGGGCUUUUUGGCGGCGCUGGCGGCGGUGCUGGGCUGCAGGGAAGCUCAGGGAUUCGCCCUGGUUGGCGGACUGGAGCGGUCCAGUGUUCCCUUGAUUUUCGGUGGCCUUGCGAAGUUUGGUGCCCUGACCGGCCGACCGGCUGGCGACCCCAUCGAUGUGAAGGCCAGUGUGCAGCACUGGGAAGAGAUCCCAGGCAUCGAUGAAGUCAUUGAGCACGCCAAGACCUUGGAGCUGAAACAGCCCUUGCGUCACUUGGACGACCUGUUCUACGAGUCGCAGCCCACGGAGCUGCCAUGGAUCCGCACCGAGUGCGUGAUCGAUGUGGUCCAGGCGGCCGCCUAUUUGGGCCAGGCAGUGGUCUUCCUGUACAAGGCCAUCGAUUAUCCUGGCUUGAAAUGCCCCAACAACAGCCCCGUGGGCUGUGCUGCCAGCGUGGCUGGGUUCAUCACCUCCAUCACCUGGAUCGCCUCCUACCUGUCCUUCGCGGCCAGUGCCUGCGGGAAUGCCGUGAAGCCCGACGCCCUUUGCGCAGGGGACUGGACGGCCCUGAUGGCGAACUUCGGGGAGAUGGCCACCGUGGGCGCGGCGGUCAAGGAGGAUUGCGACUUCGGCAAGGACUGGGUGGCCCUUUUAGCGGAUGAGAAGGAUGUUGACAUUCCUCCCCAUGAGUACUGGCUGAACUUUGUUCCCAAGUUGCAAGCGGAGAAUGCUGAGACUCUGAUCAAAUGGGAUCACUUCAAUAGCGUUCAGCGGAACCGGAACUUUGACCUCACUCAGUGUGUCAUGGAUGUGACGAACUCGGCCUCCUACAUCGUACGGGCCAUCCUCCAGAUCCGCUCGGCAGCCCUGUCCUGCCCACAGCCAAGGGCCUGUGCCAUCAACAUCAUGAACAUCAUCUCCUCCUUCGCGUGGAUCUCGCAGUUCACCGCCUUAGCGGUCUCCGAUUGCGCGAAGCUGGGGAACCAGAAGGCCCUUUGCGCGGCCGACAUCAGUGACAUGGUGGCAGCUGUGACCAACGGCCCUGCAGCGGGUGUGGCGACCACCUCUGACUGUGCGGACAUCCCGGUGCCUGAGGAGGAGAAGCUUCGAUUCAUCAUUUGCCGAUGGAUUGAGACGGGGCACGUCGGCCGAUUCAUCUCUCCAAGCCUGGAGUCGAAGGGUGGAGUGGAUGUGGGUUUGGGUCCGAAGCCUGGUAGACCGUUUGAAAUCCGGCAGGAACCCAUGGGGAACCCUGCAGCCCGGGCGGUGCCGGACGAAGUGCCCACCACCGCCGAGAGGGCUCGGCUUAAGACAGUGCCGCGCGACCUCCCCCCACCGAGCGCGGUCGUGGGUCCUCCAGGAGUCCGUUGGGCCUUUCAGACUUUGGUUCUGCUGGCGCUCCGUGCGGAGCUGGUGCCCAGGGGGGCGCGGCGCAGCCACGACGAUGCUGGCCUGCUCAGCGGCCGGGAGGCGGAACGCGCCUUCGCGUUGCCCUGCGGUCUCGACGUGUGCACCACGUUGUCGGGCCUCACCAGCCCCCCCCAACUUGCGCCGCUGCGAGCCGCGGCGUGGAGUCCCCGCUACGGAGCGCUACGUGGAGGUCCUCGACGUGGAUGGCCAGGUCCUGUGUGA